AUGUUUGCGAUUCGUCAAGCGGCCGGUAAGGGCCUCGGUGUGUUUGCAUCAAAGCCCAUUCCCAGAGGCCAAAGGAUUCUCACCGACCAGGCUCUACUCACCAUCUCAUCAUCAGACAGCGGCUCUAUCCUUCAAAAUGCUCACCUUCUCUCAACAGCUGGCCAGAAAUCACUCCUAUCGCUGUCAACCAACCCCAGCAAAUCAAGUGUUUUUAGCUGGCUAGAAUCCAUAUGGCGAAGCAAGUCUGCUCUGCGAAAGACAGUCUCCAAUCACACAAUCCUCAACAUCUUCCGCAACAACAAUUUCAACAUCGGCAACCAGAUUCAAGCCCUCUUCCCUCAGGUCGCGCGACUCAACCACUCAUGUGUGCCCAACUCGCAGGGGAACUUCAACCAGACACUGAAUGCGUUUACCAUCCACGCGACUAGGGACAUCGGCAAGGACGAGGAGAUCACCAUCUCGUACCUCGACGAGCACUUAGGCUUGCGGGAUUCGCGGCAGAGCGCACUGCAAGACGGGUACGGCUUCGUCUGCGACUGCUCCGCCUGCAACCCCGCCAGCUUCAAGGCCGGCGAGGCGCGGAGGACGGAAAUCAAGGGCCGACUGGAGCGCUUCGCCGAGGCCGCUUCGGAGGACCCGAAUGACGAGUUCGAGAUGAUGUUGACGCUCUUGGACGCUUACGAAGCGGAGGCGAUCCGCGGCCGAGAAGUGUCUACCAUGUACAUCGCGGCCGCGCGUAAGGCGUUUGGCCUAGAGAAACCGGAGAAGGGACGGGAGUUGGCGUUGACCGGCCUGCGUCUGGAAAAAGAAGCUGUUGGAAAAGACAGUCCAUUUUACACGGCGACAAGGAGCGAGGUAUUGGCGCUGGGCGUUGAGGCCUAG
Colletotrichum graminicola M1.001 is the source of this 882-nucleotide messenger RNA. RefSeq names its product TPR domain-containing protein. NCBI's taxonomy places the organism in Eukaryota, Fungi, Ascomycota, Sordariomycetes, Glomerellales, Glomerellaceae. Gene Ontology annotation, molecular function: protein binding. The transcript has a single exon. The record is from RefSeq and is a predicted model, not a curated record. Bases 1 to 882 code for a protein of 293 amino acids.